Molecule: messenger RNA, 1006 nt
Organism: Jatropha curcas
Lineage: Eukaryota; Viridiplantae; Streptophyta; Magnoliopsida; Malpighiales; Euphorbiaceae
Product: putative calcium-binding protein CML16
Cellular component (GO): myosin II complex
Molecular function (GO): calcium ion binding
Source: RefSeq, a predicted model, not a curated record
AAAAAAAAAAAAAUCCCUCUUCAAACACCUCCCCCAAAAAAACUACCAAUCCUUUUCCUCUCCGGCCACCACCGAUGCAACAACCGCCACCAUUAGCCACCGUCACAACCGGCACAACAACAUUAUUAUCAUCAUAAUCAUCCCUACAAUAUAUAUUCGAUUUCCAAAUUUUUUUUGGGCACGGUCAUUUGUGUUAGGAACAUUUUUAUAAAUUUAUAUUUAUAUUAUACUCAACAUGGGAUCUUCAGAAGCAAUUCAAGUUGAACAAUUUGAUCAAUUAAAGGAAAUAUUUGCUCGAUUCGACAUGGAUUCCGAUGGAAGCCUCACCAUUUUAGAGCUUGCAGCAUUGUUAAGGUCAUUAGGUCUCAAACCCUCAGGUGACCAAAUUCAUGUCUUAUUAGCCAAUAUGGAUUCUAAUGGAAAUGGGUCAAUAGAAUUUGACGAAUUGGUAAGCGCAAUUUUACCUGAUAUGAACGAACAGAUUUUUGGUAAUCAAGAACAACUUUUAGAUGUUUUUCAAUUGUUUGACAAGGACGGUAACGGUUAUAUUAGCGCGGCGGAGCUUGCCGGAGCCAUGGCAAAAAUGGGGCAACCGUUGACCUAUAAGGAGCUUAGGGAGAUGAUCAAGGAGGCAGAUACAGACGGUGAUGGUGUCAUUAGCUUUAAAGAAUUUACUUCUGUAAUGGCAAAGUCAGCUAUGGAGUUUUUAGGGCCUGCAUUGUCAUGAGUCAACAUAUGACCGAUUGAUGGUAUGUUGUUUUUGGUCAACAUCUUCAUCAUUUUAUAAUUGUUGAUGUAAUUAAUUUGUUCAUUAAACUUAGGUUUUAGGGAUUGAUAGACUUGUUUAUAUAGGCAUUUGAAAAGUAAGAAGAGGAAUGAAAUUAAUUACAAGAUGGGCAUUCAUUCCAUAUGGGAAAUUUGUUCUCUAUUGUAAAAGUUUUUUUUUUUUUUUUAUAAAAUCCCAAAGUUUUAAAGAAUUCUGAAACAUGUAUUUGAUUACACAAUU